Saccostrea echinata is the source of this 636-nucleotide messenger RNA. RefSeq lists its product as uncharacterized. The record is from RefSeq and is a predicted model, not a curated record. The transcript is spliced from 5 exons. NCBI's taxonomy places the organism in Eukaryota, Metazoa, Mollusca, Bivalvia, Ostreida, Ostreidae. The coding region runs from base 82 to 546 and encodes 154 amino acids.
CUACUUUGUAUAUAAACUUGAAAGUCUGCAGAUAAGAUCCAUACUUGCUGGAAAUAGAUUCAAGUCGUGAGAAGUGUGAAUAUGAAAGGAAUAUAUGCCUUUAUUGUGAUUUGUUGCAUUCUCAACUUGCAUCUGAUACAAGGGUAUUACACAACAGGGGUUAUUCGCGACUACUGUUUAGAAAAUGAGCUGCUAACAACCAUCAUACACAUUGCAUCAACUGGUAUAAUCUACAAUGGAUGUAUACCCUCACCUUUAAACGAAAAGUGUGUUAUUGUAGAUAUUACAGUGAGGGGUUGGAGAUGCCCUGGCAAUUCUUUCCCGACUUUUAAUGCCGCCGGGAGAAUGAGAUGUUGUACAAAGGAAGGUUUGGAGGUUCAGAGCUGCAUUUUUGACUCUAAUAUCUACAACUUUGACAACGACUUUGUAGCGAAUCCUCCAAAGGGGUUUCAUCUAAAGGGUCGAUUUGGUUUGGGAAACCCGAACGACCCAUUCGGUUAUAGGUUAGAAUAUUGUUCUCUGCAACGUCGACGUCAUCAAUAUUGAAAUCAACCCUGUGUACCAUCUGACAUCAUCAUCAGUAAUCGAUCGACCUCAUCUUUGUGAUAUUAAUUAGAGAGUGACGACAAACUACAU